CAGCGUUAGCACAAAUUUUAUUUAAAUUUUUGUGUCGCAAGAAUUUCAAUUCAUAAAGAGAAAAAAAAUAAAUUUUUUAAAAGUUAUUUCUAUUUUUUCACGAUCGAGCGGCAAAAAUUUUACACACACAAAAAAUGUGAACAACACACCUACAUCAUAAUUAAUAAUAAAAAGUGUGUGUUGUUGUUGAUACAAAAAAAAAAUAUUAUUAUUAUUAUGGAAGAAAAAAGAAAAUAAAUAAAAAUAUAAAGAGAAAUUAGAAAGAAAAACUUGAAAAAAAAAUAAAUAAAUUGUUACGAAUGAGUGAUUCGCUCGCAAAAAGGUUCAAAGACCUUAAAACAUAUUUUAAAAACUGAAUUUCAAGGUAACUUUAAAAAAUUCAAAGCAAUAAAAAAAUUGCAAAAAUAGACGAUAAACAAUACAUAAUCAAAGAUUAUCAAAAUCGCGCAAAAAAGCGAUUAAAAGUGACUAUCUUUAAAAAUAAAUCAAAAAAUGAGGACAAAGCCCAUUAUAAAUUAACUAAAAAUAAUUAUUUCAAAUCAAAAGUCUCCGGUGUUUGACGCGGCAUUGUCGUGUCGUGUCGUGCCGAGCUGCGUUUGUCACACUCAUCUAGUUGUAAUAAAUAAUAAUAAUAAUAAUAAGUAAUUGUGCUGUGAAUAAAUUUAAGUAAUUAACAAACGUGGCAUAGAGAUCAACGACAAAACGCAACAGAGAUCCAAACAUGACUGUAAAUUAUUGCGCGAGACGGAGUUGUUUGCAUGGCAUCGAAAAUAACGCGAGUGAUUAUUGUUGGAAGCGAGAUAACUCUACGGAAGGAUUAACGUCUUGACGUGUGCUUCGAAAAGUCUCUCUUUUGUGAACAUUCUCGUAAAAAAAAACUUUUUUUGUAAUUUAAAAAGUGAUUUUAAUUAAAUUAUGUUUUAAUUAAAAAUUUAAAAAAAAUAAUUUUUUAAAGAAAAAAGAAAGAAAAAAAAAAUCAUAUCAAAAUGAGACCUACAACUUUAAAUAUAGGAAAACAACAAAAACACACCGAAACAUCCCAUUUCUUAAGAGAAGCAUUUGAAGCAUGGCAGGCACGAGCUGAAGCGAAUUUCGUUCCCGAAGAUAAAGUUCAGGAGCUUUUUUAUGCCAUUCGAUUGUAUCCAAAUCAACAACAAGUUGAUAAUAUGCUACAAACAGCGAAAUUAUUUACGAGGCGCUGUAACAACUUUGAGCCGCUUAAACAAUGCACGGGACUGUCUUUUGGAGAGUUUUGUGUUUUAGCGUCGGAUUUGAGGAAGUUUAGAACUUACACAAAUGGCAUGUUCAGCAGCAACUCAAGCAGUAAGGAAUCAACUCCGACACUUUCAAACACAAACACGGAACAAAAAACGAAAGUAGUCAUCAGCGGAUCUGAAGCUUCAACUCCCACAAAUGGUCCAGAAGUGUUUUUAGGAGGUUCAUGCAAUCCAACUACUUGGAGAGCUGACGUUGCGAUUCCUGCUCUUGAUCAAUUGGGCAUUUCCUUUUACAAUCCACAAGUGUCUCAAUGGACUCCAGAUUUAAUUGAAUUAGAACAUCGUGCAAAGGAAAAGGCCCGCAUUUUGUUCUUCGUGAUCGAUUCAGAGACACGAGCCACAGCAGCUGCCAUCGAAGUCGCUCACAUCGCGGGACAAAGUCUCAAACAUUUAGUAUUAGUCUUGCAUCCGUACAAAAUGGGGCAAAAAAUCUUGAAUGAAACAAUUUCGAAUGAAGAGUAUUUAGAUUUGUCUCGAAAUCAAAAGUUGCUGCGACAACUCGUUUGCCGAAAGGGUUUGCCAGUGCUCGAUAGUAUUCCAACGGCAUUGCAGCGAGUCAAAAGUAUUUUAUCGGGCGAAGAAGAACGAGAGCCUCCCGAAAAUGUUGCCUCAAAACUCAUUUCUGUUCGCCGUUCAUACGAUCGAAUCAUCGGUAAAUCCGAGUUUGGACUCACUUUGACGCAAUGUCAAACAGCUUUAACGUGGCUUGGAUAUCCGGAGUCUCUUGUAACGCAAGAGAAUUUGAGGCAAAUCUUGAGCACGAUGAAGGAAAUUAAGCAAAGCAGUGAAUCGUUGGAGAAAGUUUACAUCAAUUUCGAAGAAUAUUGCACCGUGACGUCUUAUUUGUCGACGCUGCAACAAGAAAUUAGCGAAAGUUCUUGCGUUUCACCGAUUAAAGGCACAAAUUUGCCUCCGCCUCCCAUUUUUUUGAGUAAUUCUCCGGAAUGGAUUCACAAUCAAUCCAUCAAGACUCCCGUUACGGAUAAGGCGCCUCAAUUAGCACAGCAACCUCCUCAGAACAUUUAUCGCAGUCACACGCAACCCUGCAAAAGCUAUUCGUCAUCUGGCGUCGAUCCUCUCGAUCAAAUCGGGAACAGAGACAGCGGAACAUCGUCUCCCCUGCCAAGCGAAUUGUGUCGUUUCCAAUCUCUCCAUUCGCGAAUCUCGGCAACGAAAUCAUCGGGCUCCGUCAAUAUCGAACUUUCACGCGGGACAAGUCGAAGUGCAAGCGGAACAGAUGUCGACAUCGACGAAAGUGACUCGAAUGAUUCCGUUUUCUCGACAGAUGGCGGCGAUAGCGGAGCAUCUUCGGCAAAUGGCGAUGAUCACUUGAAUGCUCCAAUUUUCCCGAGUGACGAACUUUUGAGCGGCUUGGCAGCAGCAUCGCAAAUCGAGUUGCGUGACAUUUAUUUGGGCGGAAGUUGCAUGGUACGGACGAGAUGGCGUCAAGAUACGGCAAUUCCGUAUUUCAAGUCGAACGGCGUUUCGUAUCAUUUGCCGACGUUGCACGAAAAUCUCUGUAAAACGCAUUUAAAUAGUUUGGGAGAGGAAAAUGUCGAUCCGAGUGACUUUUGUUCGUCGCUGUUUCCUGUGGGGGGACGAGAUGGCGCGAUGGAUGACUCGUUGAUGUAUAAUCCGAUGAUUUUGGAUGCAGCGAGAGUUUUGUUGUUUGUCAUUACGAAUCAGACGAGAUCGUUGGCUCCCAUGACAUUGGCGGCGCAUUGCAUCGGGCUCGGAUAUAAUGUUGUGCUUUGUGUGCAAAUGUUGCCGGAACCGUGCACCAUUGGACAUGAUCAGUUAACUCCCGUUGCAAUCAAGGACUACAACCGAGGUCGCUCUUACUUGAUUGACUUGGCGAAACGGCAAGAAAUUCCAUACUUUACCGAAAUUCAACCAGCACUGCGAUGUGCCAUAGACAAAGUUCGCGUAUGCAAGUCCCGAAAUUCUGUAUGACGUUAAAUUUAGGCUCAACGAGCACAAUUUUUACUACAAGAGAGAAUGUCUGUUUGUGUACUUUAUUUUAUUUUUUACAUGUUUUGAAGAGAAAAUUGAGUAAAAUUCAAGAAAUAAAUGUAAUGAAUGUUGUCGCGUUGCAUUUUAAAUUAAAAAUUUUAUAAUUAAUCUUAAGUUUUAAGUUAUUUUUAAGAGAAACCGAAAUAAAAUGUUUGAAGCUGAGCUUCGAGAGUACGUAAAUUUUUAUCUAAUCUUGAAAUAAAACGUAAAAUAGUUGAAAAAUCUCACAAAUUAGAUAAUAAAUUUAACUUUUUAACGAAAAAUUAUAGAAAGUAAUUUACUAAAAAGCUUUUUGUCUAAUGUAAUUUUACAAUAAAAAGCACUAAAACUGCUUAAAAUUUAGAAUUAGUUCAAGAAACAAGGAGAUUUACGAUGAAAUAAAGAGAAAUCUUUCAA
This is a messenger RNA of Culicoides brevitarsis, 3686 nucleotides long. RefSeq lists its product as uncharacterized. Gene Ontology annotation, cellular component: plasma membrane. The coding region runs from base 987 to 3230 and encodes 747 amino acids. The record is from RefSeq and is a predicted model, not a curated record. The transcript is spliced from 10 exons. Lineage: Eukaryota; Metazoa; Arthropoda; Insecta; Diptera; Ceratopogonidae.